UAAAAUGCAUAUAUGCUAGAUCGAUGGUCUUUAGAAUAAUAUAACCUCAGACAGUUUCUUAGCUUCUUUCAAUAUUAUUAACAAAUUUGAGUAUUGAAAUUCACCAUGUCGAAGGCAUCAGCGAAGGUGAUAUAUUUGAAGAGUUCUGACGAUCAGAUCUUUGUUAUUGAGGAAACCGUUGCGUUGCAAUCUAAAACUCUUGAGCAGAUGAUUGUUGAUAAGGACAACGAAAAUAUUGUUAUCCCUUUGACAACCAUCACUGGGAGUAUCUUGGCAAAGGGCUUGUUGGACUUGGGAUCAGAGAAAGUGGCGGAGGUAAUAUAUGGGAAAACACCAGAGGAGAUACGUCGGACAUUCAACGUCCCAAACUUCAGACCAGAAGAAGAAGAAGAGGUUCUCAGGGAAAAUCAAUGAGCUUUUGAAUGAUUUCUUUUAGCAAAAAAAAUAUUUUGCAGCAGCAGCGCGGAAUAAGCUAGAGGUGAUCAUUUCUGGUUAAUUUCCUUUGAUUAUAUUUUGUGUUUAUGUGUUUAUCUCUUUAUGAAUUAGAGAUUAAGUGGGUAUUCAAAGAAUGGGUUUGUAUUUACGUUAAUGAUGAAUCAAAUUCUUCUGUUUGGUUAUA
Molecule: messenger RNA, 619 nt
Organism: Papaver somniferum (opium poppy)
Lineage: Eukaryota; Viridiplantae; Streptophyta; Magnoliopsida; Ranunculales; Papaveraceae
Product: SKP1-like protein 1A
Exons: 2
Coding region: 106-414 (102 amino acids)
Biological process (GO): SCF-dependent proteasomal ubiquitin-dependent protein catabolic process
Cellular component (GO): cytoplasm; nucleus
Molecular function (GO): cullin family protein binding
Source: RefSeq, a predicted model, not a curated record